UCUCAACUCUAUAUAUUAAAAACGACGCUCUUUCUCUUUCUAAAGCUUGCCUUUUGAAUCUUAGAACUCGAAAAUCAGGUUAAUUUCAAUCCAUACAUACGUCUAGGUACAAACUUUCUAGUUUUGUUUAAUGCUUUGUGUUGUUCUCCUCCGAGGCCUGUAAAUAUGAAGAAGCAGAACUCCAUGACUUCUAAUUUUGGAGAAUUUGCUGGACGAGUAACACGUGCUCGAGCUGCUGCCUUGUGCUCGGCUGGACAGAUGCCUCCUUCAAAAGCACCUAGGGAAGAAAAUAAAACAAGGGCUCUGCGAGGAAAUCCAAAACGAGCAGCCUUGGAUGAGAACAACAACAAUGCACCUGAUAAUCCACAACAUCAGCAUAAGAGAAGAGCAGUGCUUCAGGAUGCCACAAAUGUUUUCUGUGGGAGUUCUUACAAGAGCUGCUUUAAUGCAACUAAAAUUCAGGCUAAAAACAUUAAGCAGGCAAAAAGAGGUCAGACCAGGGUAACCAAAGUGGUUCCUUCUGUUUCUGUAGAACCGCUGCAGGUUCAAGCGAAUUCAAAAACAAAAAUCAUCAAAGACAUAGUGAAAGAAGAAUCUAAACCGGAAGAACUUUCAACUAGUUUGGGUACAGAUAAACCUCUGCGCUCAACUACUAUUCAGGAGGGUGGCAUAGACAAUCAAAGGAUUGCAGACCAGAGUUCCCUGAUGCCUUCAGAGUCUCAAAGUUCUCCAAAUAAAGAGGAGAAAGGCAGCCUUCAUGAGAAGUUGAUGACAUCAUGUGAUCCUGACUACAUGAACAUUGACUCUGAUGAUACAGAUCCUCAAUUGUGCAGCCUCUAUGCUGCUGAUAUCUACAGCAAUUUGCGUGUUGCUGAGCUCAUCCGAAGACCAUCUCCUAGUUUUAUGGAAACAAUACAACGUGAUAUAACUCAAACCAUGCGGGGGAUUCUGGUUGAUUGGCUUGUGGAGGUCUCUGAAGAAUAUAAGUUGGUGCCAGAUACGCUUUACAUGACAGUAUACCUCAUUGAUUGGUUUCUCAGUCAAAAUUACAUUGAAAGACAAAAACUUCAACUGCUUGGCAUCACUUGCAUGUUGAUUUCCUCGAAGUAUGAAGAAAUAUGUGCACCACGAGUAGAAGAAUUUUGCUUCAUCACUGACAACACUUACACAAGAGAGGAGGUUCUAAAGAUGGAGAUACGUGUACUAAAACAUUUUGGCUUUCAAUUAUUUGCACCAACUGCAAAAACCUUUCUGAGGAGAUUUCUUCGAGCAGCACAAGCUUCUUACAAGAGCCCUAGCCUUGAAUUGGAGUAUUUGGCCAAUUUCCUAGCAGAAUUGACGUUGGUGGAUAAUGGCUUCUUGAAUUUCCUUCCUUCCGUCAUUGCUGCGUCAGCUGUGUUUCUUGCCAGAUGGACACUGGAUCAAUUAUGUCACCCAUGGAAUGCAACUCUUGAACAUUACACUUCCUACAAGCCAUCUGAUCUGAAGAUGACAGCGUUUGCAUUACAAGACUUACAACUGAAUACCAAUGGUUGUCCUCUGAAUGCCAUACGCAUGAAGUAUCGGCAACAAAAGUUUAAAUCUGUCGGAACUUUGUCAUCUCCAAGACUGCUUGAAACACUUUUUUGAAGACAAGUGGUUAAGUGAGUCAUCUACAUAGGGAGGGGGCUGCAAACAGAUAACAUUUAGCUUUCAGGUGGAAGUUGCUUUGCUUUUGUUAGUUUCUCCACGAGAGGUUGGUUGUACAAUGUCUAAUUCUUAGUUUCUAGAGUUAAAUUCAUUUUCUUCUCAAUCUUUGUAGUCUUUGUUCAUAUGUUCUUGCCACUUCCAUCUGAGUUUUGGUUCUUCCAAAACUGCGUCUUUUUGUAAGGUUUGUAUUUGGCAAUGCAGGAAUGACUUCCCACUAA
Messenger RNA from Pistacia vera, 1907 nucleotides. Its product is annotated as cyclin-A2-4. NCBI's taxonomy places the organism in Eukaryota, Viridiplantae, Streptophyta, Magnoliopsida, Sapindales, Anacardiaceae. The record is from RefSeq and is a predicted model, not a curated record. The transcript has 12 exons. Gene Ontology annotation, cellular component: nucleus; cytoplasm; cyclin-dependent protein kinase holoenzyme complex. The coding region runs from base 166 to 1629 and encodes 487 amino acids. Gene Ontology annotation, biological process: mitotic cell cycle phase transition; regulation of cyclin-dependent protein serine/threonine kinase activity. Gene Ontology annotation, molecular function: cyclin-dependent protein serine/threonine kinase regulator activity.